Funneliformis mosseae is the source of this 315-nucleotide messenger RNA. The record is from the annotation of a GenBank genome assembly. Lineage: Eukaryota; Fungi; Glomeromycota; Glomeromycetes; Glomerales; Glomeraceae.
AAUAGAUUGGAAAGUCUUCAGCAGGCUUUUCUCGAAAAUAAUAAUAAACCCUUUAGUAAGAGGUCAGUUAUUAUGUUUAGAGAUUUCAGCCAGCUCCCGCCUGUACUUGAUCUCCUGAUGUACACAAAAGUUUUACGAGAUUCACUUUCUAACAAUGGUCUUGCCGCAUACAUCCUAUUUAAGGAGGUGUAUAAGCUUGAUGUUGUUCAACGCCAAUUCAGAAAUUCUCAAGAGCAACAAGACUUUAGAUUUCUCCUCUUAAGAUUGCGCGAUAGAGAGUCUACUUUAGCUGACUGGAGGACUCUUACCACAUGA